Messenger RNA from Pelodiscus sinensis (Chinese soft-shelled turtle), 1910 nucleotides. The record is from RefSeq and is a predicted model, not a curated record. NCBI's taxonomy places the organism in Eukaryota, Metazoa, Chordata, Testudines, Trionychidae.
AUGGAGGCGGCUGCUACUCAGCAGCUGGACGGUUUUGGGUUUGAGACCUGCCAGACUUUGCACUGGGACGGCCUCCCACCGCUGGAGAAACCAUUGGCAGCCGGGAGUAACUAUGUCCCCACCGUGUUCGAGAACUACACGGCGAGCUUCGAGAUUGACAAGCAGCGCAUCGAGCUCAACAUGUGGGACACCUCAGGCUCCGCGUACUAUGACAACGUCCGCCCCUUGGCCUACCCGGACUCGGACGCCGUGCUCAUCUGCUUUGACAUCAGCCGCCCGGAGACGCUGGACAGCGUGCUGAAGAAGUGGCAAGGGGAGACCCAGGAGUUCUGCCCCAACGCGAAGGUCGUGCUGGUGGGCUGCAAGCUGGACAUGCGGACGGACCUCCACACGCUCCGGGAGCUCUCCAAGCAGCGCCUCAUCCCCGUCACACACGAGCAGGGCAGCACGCUGGCGCGGCAGAUGGGGGCGGUGGCGUACGUGGAGUGCUCCUCCAAGGUCUCCGAGAACAGCGUGCGGGACGUCUUCCACGUCACCACACUGGCCUCCGUCAACAGGGUGCACAAACAUCUCAAGCGCAGCAACUCCAAGCGGGGACUGAAGCGGGCCUCUCAGAUGCCCAGCAGGACGGACUUGUUGAACGACACGGAGAUCAGGAAGGACCGAGCCAAGAGCUGCUCCGUCAUGUGACACACGGGCUGUAAAUAAUGUGUGUGUGUGUUGUUUCUUUUGUACAGUCACUGGCCUAGACGAGGGCGCAGCGCUGGCUGCGGGAGCCAACCUGCCUUCCCAAGGCGUUUCUCUUAGUUUCUAGGUCCAAAGAGGCUCUAGCUGCAAAUCAGGGUGCAUGUCACCCCCUCACCAUGGAGACUUCUGGAUUGGCUGUUGCUGUGCUGACUGCUUGGGGUAAAGGAACCACUCACCAGAGGAAUAUUCAGGUGCUGGAAAGUCAGUGAUGAAGGAGAGGGGAAAAAAAGGGAGCGUGUGUGUGUUUGUGUGUGUCUCCUGUCCAUGCGUCUGCCUGUGUAUGUGCAGCUGUACCUACGCACACAGCGCGGGGGGGGGCAGGUGGUGGGGUCUGGGACAGAGGUGGGGGACGUGGGAGGAACAGUCGAUGACAGAGUGUUCCUGGGCUGGAGAAAUAAUAUCCCUAUAAGAUUUUAGGACCAAAAGCAGCAGGUGAGUCAGCAGCGCGUCCUACUGGUGACUCUCCACUGGAAGGGACUGGCUCUGGCUUCAAGGGUCACCGCAAGAGGUAGGAGAUCUGGCUCAGUGAGCUGCGAGGGGAAGGUUCCCUGGGGUGGAUUAUAGCCAGCCCCUAGUGGAGGACAAAGAUAACAUACCCCUCCAGACAUUUUAAUUCCAUCUAAACUCAGUGGUGAGAUACCCAAGGAGAAACUUGGUCCCAGAGGUGAAGUUCGUCCCACCCCAUGAGCAGUGGUUCCCUGUAGCAAGCAGGUGCUAUUUUCGGAGAAGUGUAGAGUGGCCGACAGCCGGGCUAGUAACUGUAUUCCUCCCCACCAUGGGCAGCUGCAUCCUUGACGCAUGCAGCAUCCGACAAAGCAAUCCGCAAUAACGAUCCAAAUCCCGUUCUCCAGCCAUUCCCAGCCGCAGAUUGUGUUGCAUGGUACCUGUGCUUGUUUGGUUUGAAUAUGCAACAAGAUGCGCUCACACCCCCAUCUCCACUGUGCCAGUGGGAGGGAUGGAGCAUCAUACCUUGCUAGCCCCCUGUAACCGGCCUGCUACUGCCGCCUCCCAUUGCUUCUAAUGUCCUCUAAUGCCUUUGACUACAAGCUUAACUUUGACUUGAUGUCACACAGACACUUUAAGGAAAAACGCCAACCUCGUUGCCUGGGCCCAUCUGUGUUGAUGGGCUGCAGGAAUCCAUUAAAGGAUGUCAUUGGAAAACA